AAGUAUUACAUAACAUCAACACUAAAGACCAACAAAUCAUACGUUAUAAAAUAAAGCUAUAAGUAUACUCAGAUUCGGUGCAAUUAAUGAUGUGAAUUAUUCUAAUUAGGUAUUUGACAUUAAUUGCUCAUUUAAACACUCGGUUAGAAUCGGUGCGUUACUCGGUAAAACAAAUAUUGUGGAAACCUGUCUUUUUCUCCCUAGCAUUACUCUUCAAAUUGAAACUCGUCGUUUCUCUAUCCCGCGUUUGCUAAUCCAAUCUUGUUCCUUCCAGACAAAGAUGGACAGGUCUUGUAAGGGAGAGACGAACCAGAUCGAGAUCUUCCGAGCCCACGCUCACGUAUGGAGCCACACUCUCAACUUCAUCUCCUCCAUGUCCCUCAAAUGUGCCAUUGAGCUCGGCGUCCCCGACGCCCUCCACCGCCACGGCCAUCCCAUGACCCUCCCUGAGCUCGCCGCAGCGCUCUCCGUCCCAGCCUCCAAGACUGCCUUCCUUGGCCGCCUCGUGGCCAUCCUCGUCCACACGGGCUUCCUCUCCCACCAAAAGUCCGCCUCCGGAAGCGACAGAACAUCAGAGGAAGACGAGGCUGACGAACUUGGUUUUGAGUAUUCUCUAACUGCCGCUUCACUUGCGAUCGUGAAGGGCCAACCCUUGGACCUGUCGCCGAUCGUACUGCUCACGCUCGACCCGAUAUUCGUCGACCCAUUUCACUGCAUGAGCGAGUGGCUCAAGAGCGACAGCGACACUGGCUCCCCGUUGUCAUCACGGACACCCUUACACAUGAAGCACGGGAAGAGGAUGUGGGAGAUCAAGGUCCAAGACGAGAAGUUCAACCGGCUCAUGAACAGGGCGAUGGCAAGCGACGGGCCAGUGAUGGCGAGGUUGAUAAUGGACAAGUGCGGGGGGCGGCUGUUUGAGGGGCUGAGGACGGUGGUCGAUGUCGGGGGAGGGACCGGAGGGCUGGCGAGGGAGCUGGCAGAGGCGUUCCCAGAGAUGGAGUGGACGGUGCUCGAUCUGCCGCGCGUGGUGGUCGGCUUGGAAGGGACGAGGAACUUGAAGUACGUGGGUGGUGACAUGUUUGAGGCCGUUCCUCCAGCGGACGCUGUUUUGCUCAAGUGGGUAUUACACGAUUGGAGCGACGAAGAGAGCAUAAAAAUACUAAAGCGGUGCAAAGAAGCGAUCACGAGGAACAGCGAGCUGGGGAAAGCGAUGAUAGUAGAAGCAGUGAUCGGAGGAGGACCGCGGGAAGGUGAGACGAUGAAGCUCUGCUACGAUAUGAUCAUGAUGGUGGGUACGACAGGCAAAGAGAGGAACGAGAAAGAAUGGGCGAAGCUCCUUCGCGAAGCUGGUUUUAGUGACUACAAGAUCACCCCUUUGGCGGGAUUUAGAUCUCUCAUCGAGGCUUACCCUUAACACUUCACAACGAAUGAAAUCGCUCGGUGCCUCGACAUCAGUCUUGGUCUCUGUCGGUCAAUUUAUGAGUUGAUUUUACACAUGGGUAUUCUUAUAGUUCACUUGAUUUUCUUGAAAUGGAAAAAUUGCAUUAGGAAACGUCACCUUGAUAGAGUCUUACAGACACCUCCCAAAGACAAGACUUCUCAGGCAGAUGGCCCAAGUAUAUCUACUGAUAUCGGUUGAAAUUUCGCAGUUGCGUAUGAACUGUUUUAAACAGAUGAUAUGCCGAGAUCUGCACAAGCCUGCAAAGAAAGGGAACUCUUGGGCUUGUUCCCAAUUUAUCACUGCUAAAGAAAAGCAUAAUGAAGAUUUAGACAGUUCAGACAGAAG
Molecule: messenger RNA, 1786 nt
Organism: Rhodamnia argentea
Lineage: Eukaryota; Viridiplantae; Streptophyta; Magnoliopsida; Myrtales; Myrtaceae
Product: trans-resveratrol di-O-methyltransferase-like
Exons: 2
Coding region: 281-1414 (377 amino acids)
Biological process (GO): methylation
Molecular function (GO): O-methyltransferase activity; protein dimerization activity; S-adenosylmethionine-dependent methyltransferase activity
Source: RefSeq, a predicted model, not a curated record